UCGUGGGGGGUGUCGCUUCGAUCGCGGCACCUCGACUCUGCCGCGCGGGAGGAAAUAAAAAGGGAGGGACCCCGGCUCGACGCCCGGGUAUAAAGAUAGUUGUUCGUCGAGGUAGCUCACUCCGUGGGCGUCCAUUUUUUUCCCCCACAGUUGAACCGGAGUCCGCCGCCACCGCACGUAUCGCCAUGGAUGACCUACCGAUGGAACAAAUUGCCCUGCUGCGGAAGGCGUUCGAGGCGUUCGACCGCGAGAAGAAGGGCUGCAUCUCGGUGGACAUGGUGCGCACCAUCCUGGAGAUGGUGGGUCACCACGUGGACGACAAGAUGCUCAAGGACGUCAUCGCCGAGGUCGACGCCGACGGUUCGGGCGAGCUGGAGUUCGAGGAGUUCGUGACCUUGGCGGCGAGGUUCCUCAUAGAGGAGGACCAAGAGGCCAUGCAGCAGGAGUUGAAGGAGGCCUUCAGACUCUACGACAAGGAAGGUAACGGCUACAUCACGACCGCUGUCCUGCGGGAGAUCCUCAAGGAGCUGGACGACAAGGUGUCCAACGAGGAGCUGGACAUGAUGAUCGAGGAGAUCGACUCCGACGGGUCGGGCACGGUUGACUUCGACGAGUUCAUGGAGGUCAUGACCGGAGGAGAGGACUAGGUCUGCUCGCCGCUGACUCCCGAGGAUCCUGGUAUUUUUUUCACCCCAACCGCUUGAAGGAAAGAAAAAAAGGGAAGACCGCAUUCGACUGUCGGUCGGCCGCUGAUCCCGGUGGUUGCUGCGCCGGUCGCGACGCCUGGGACCCCACGCAACCCGCCAGACGUCCACCACCGCCGGGCUGCCUGCCAGCCAGGCCAGCGGGUCCACACACCCUCACACACGCUUCGUGUAUCUCGUGCAUUGUGAAUGUGUUUUAUACCUAACGUGAUGACGAAAAAUAAAGAUAUUUCACCUGAGAAACAUAUACAUUUAAAAAAAGUCCAUUGCUGUACAUACAGUUAAGGCAAUUAUUUUGUUGUGUUUGUUCCUUUUUAACAGUGAUGCUUUCGUGAAUUUAUAACUUCCGAUUAAUUUGAAAAUUAAUUUUUACAGAUAAAAAAUUAAGAUUUUUUAAAGAUUUUAUACCAUAAAUAUACUCAAUUAAAUAAAAGUUUUAGAGUCUUUGAAUUCUGUGCAUUAAUACCCUACAUAGUUCAUUUCAUUAAAAAUAUUUCUGGUAAUUCGAUUGAACUAUCCUUGUCUUGUAAACUAUAUUGCAAAACCUGUAUUUGCUGUUGUUUACAUGGUGCAUAUUAUUGGGAUGAAUUUCAUUUUGUUAAAAUAAUUUUUUUGUUUAUAGCCUAUGCUUGUUUAAGUUCGUAGCAUACAACCAUUAAUUUGUAACAAUUUAUCUCCAGGAAGAUUUAAUAUUAGAAAAAUUUUAUAUUUUUAUUAAAGUUUUGUUUUUUAUUUAAUUGUAAUAUUUAACACAGCAUUUCCUUAAUUUUUGUAUGAUUGUGCUGAACUGACACAUUCCUGUAUCGCAAUAAAUAUCACAAUCAGAUAUA
Bacillus rossius redtenbacheri is the source of this 1534-nucleotide messenger RNA. RefSeq names its product troponin C, isoallergen Bla g 6.0101-like. The record is from RefSeq and is a predicted model, not a curated record. The transcript is spliced from 6 exons. Gene Ontology annotation, molecular function: calcium ion binding. Gene Ontology annotation, cellular component: myosin II complex. Bases 186 to 647 code for a protein of 153 amino acids. Lineage: Eukaryota; Metazoa; Arthropoda; Insecta; Phasmatodea; Bacillidae.